Phytomonas sp. EM1 is the source of this 2703-nucleotide messenger RNA. Lineage: Eukaryota; Euglenozoa; Kinetoplastea; Trypanosomatida; Trypanosomatidae. The record is from the annotation of a GenBank genome assembly.
AUGCGCACGCGGCAUGCGUUUGAGCGCCGCAUGGCGGAGCGCGAGACGGAGACGCUGGAGCGCCACCUGGAGGCGAAAUCGAGAUGCGUCGCGAGGUUUCAGGAGAUUCGCCGCGAGCAGCUCUCGCGUGCGGAACGGGCAUCCACGUUGCCCCUCCUCGAUGGGUUUGCCGAUGAGGCGGCGGUUGGAAUCGACGCGUCCGCGCACCCGAUUUUGACGGCGGCCGCGCAUGACGUCAGGGUAACCGCCGCCUUGCUAUCGCUCGCGGCGAUGACGACGACGUACAAAUUUCAACAGGCUCAGAUCCUCAAGCGUCGCCACCUGCUCCACGAUCUCGCGCUUUGCCCGACCAAAUCCCGAGUCGAUUCGCCCGAACAGGUGAAGCAACUUUCCGCGAGGCUCCUGCAGUCCAUCGGGGAGGGUUCUUCCCAAUCAGGGUGUUUUCCCGCCCGAACGCAACCCGAUCUGAGCACGCAAGCCGACGAGGGCUCCCCUUCACACGUCCUGCAAGCCUUCACGCACGCUUUUCGGCAUUUACCCCACCCCUCCCUCCGGCAACAGGAGGCACUUGAGGGGCUUUUGGAGGAGCUAUCUCGUCUUUCGACGUGUCGGAAGGAUUUGGGGGGUUAUUGCAGCCGUCAGACCGCGAAGGAGGCCGCGAUGGAGGAGAAACUAAAGGCGCUUCUCCUGCCCACUCAGGAAUGGGGGGUGAUGGCCGCACAGGCGAUGUUGUGUGAUGAGGAAAAGCACCUCUACAUCUCGGCGACCUUCACGACGAGCCCGCUUAUCACGCGAAACAAACAGCUGAAAUGGCGCCUCGCGGAGUUGCAGGCCGCGCUGGCGAGCUUGAUCGUCGCCCACGCGAUGGCGAUGCUACGGAAAGAACCCCAAUCCCUCCUCACGUCGAAUCCCGCGGCCGCCGCGGACGAGGCGGAGAAAGAGGCGGCGAGGCUUGAACAACUUCACGAGCAGCUUGUGCUGGAGGUGAUGUUUCUUCGGCGAAAGCUCCGCACGAUGGUCGAUCAACGCUAUUGGCGGCAUGCGCUGAAAGACGCCACCGCGGUAGCGCCCAGGGGCGGCCCGGAACCGGUCAACCCACCCCUCGGUAUGCUCGGCGGACUUCUUCUAUCCGAGUACCACACGAGGUUGGAGGGGUUUUUGGCUCCCUCGUCGUCUGUGGAUCGCGUGGAGGGGAGGGAUUCCGCACCACCCGCUUCGAGCCAUCCGGCGGGCGGUACCCUCUUAUCGGAGGGGCCUUCUCUGCCAACCCCACGCAGACCGCCUGCGUUGAUGCGAUCGAUGCGGCUCCUGUGGCUUCGAGAACAGGUGGAAUCCCAUCAGCAAUCGUUGGCAUCCCUGCUCACCACCAACGCGCGACUGGUUGAAUCCAUCAGCAGUGUGCGCAUGGUGUAUGGGUUCGCGGUCGAGCCGGAAAAGGCGGGAUCACUCGUGGAUGCGCUGCUCACGCGGUGUGGGUUUGGUCUUCCCCCACAGAAUUAUCUUGGUGGGGAGGAACCGAACUUUGACGUGGCCCCGUUUUCCUCUUCCUUUCUAACGGAGCUGCAGGAGCGCGUUCUAGAAAAGUAUCGUGGGCGGUUGGAGGCGGUGCAGGCAGGGGCUAACGCUUGUCUAGAGCGGCUUCGGCUCGAGGUACAGCAACGGGAUCCUUACUGGCGCGGGAAUCUUGCGUUUAUCCUACGUAUUCAGCAUUUAUCAGACCUCCGUCGGCUCACCACCAUCCCUGGUAGGCAUUCCGAAAUGGUGGCGUCUUUUGGAGAGGUGCUGCGUCGUGUAUUGGACUGCUUAGAGUCGAACGAAAAGCCGAGCGUCUCACAUCCAGUAGGUGAGGGCGAAAUUAGCGAUGCUUUCAGGAUUCCUGCGCUUCCUAGAAGUUUGAAGUCGCUUCAAAAGGAAUUUAGAACCCUUCACAAUAGCAAAGUUGACUCUAAGAAGGCAACGUGGGUAGCCCAUCUACGAGAGUGCGCUGCUAAACGCGAAGAACUCGAGUGGUACGAGCAGUUCACCACGGAAGAGAUCCCCGAUGCGUUGGAGGAGGCCCGAAAGGUGCAGAAGCGGUUGAAGCAGGAGAUUCUAUCCGUUCAACGGAGUCGCGAGCUGCUGCAUAUCAAUAAGAAUAAAGCUUCUCAGCUAGAUAAAGCCUUCAACGAAAUUUUGGAACAGCAGAAGAACCCGCUGCGAGCUCGUGUGGACGAGCUGAGGGCGCAACUCCAGCGUCUACAAGAGGAAAACAAGGCUGCCAUGGCCAAAACGUGGGUUCAAACCACCCCUGUCGAGCAACCAGGUGAGGUGGUUGCCGCACCUUCCCUCAUCGACAGGUCAGAGCUCGAAUGGCGCUCUUCACCGCAAGCCAAUCCAGUGGGCAGUGGCUCCUCCCACCAAGAUGAACAAUACGAAAACGAUAAUGAAGUCUCUUCUGAGAUGCCAACCCAUUCCUACCACGACACCACCCAAUCUCCACAGGAUAAUGAGGCUAGCGUGGAUGAAGACAUGGGUUUCGUACAGAAUGCGGAUUAUUCGGGUGGAUACACCCAUGCUGAUGUUGGGAAUGAGGAGUCCGUAAUGACAGGGGACCAUGAUGAGGAAUUGAAUGAGGAGGCAGCAUCAGAUCCUUUGGAGUUUCCCGAUGAGCCCUUUGGCGGAUCGGAGGGGAAUUCUGCUACUGGGCAUCAAGAGACUGAGUAA